Molecule: messenger RNA, 2254 nt
Organism: Sinocyclocheilus anshuiensis
Lineage: Eukaryota; Metazoa; Chordata; Actinopteri; Cypriniformes; Cyprinidae
Product: sialidase-like
Exons: 9
Coding region: 390-2117 (575 amino acids)
Biological process (GO): cell migration; regulation of microvillus assembly; positive regulation of cell-cell adhesion mediated by integrin
Cellular component (GO): microvillus membrane; apical plasma membrane
Source: RefSeq, a predicted model, not a curated record
UUGGGUCCCCCCUGCCCUGCGUGAGCUGACACAUCUCAGACCUGCUCUGAGAUCCGCCGUACAAGCGUGGCAACGGCAGCACUGCAGACGACUCCGCGCAUUCAAUUCAUCACAAUCCGCGCAGCCAAGGAAACCCACCAAAACUUUGCCCCCCAAAUCCCCGGACCCUCAGGGUGGGGUAGAGCCGCAGAGAAGCAGCAGCGCAAACAAAAACACUCCUCUUGGCGUAAAGGACAAAAAAAAAAAACCCCGCUGCAAAAACAGAUAACGUUACAGACUCAAGACGAUAAGCGGAACCGAUCAGCCUCUCCACGUACAUUUUCAUGCAAAACUUUUUCUGAAGUCAGCUUGGAACGCGGAGCAGCGAGCAUCAAACUGACGGACUGAAAAUGGCAAUCACAAGGACAGUCAUCGUUGUAUUAGGUGCCCUCAUGUAUAGCAUGGCAUCCGCAGCAGUCAAUCCUUCUGACCCAGCCACGCAAAAUGAUCCAUCUGACCCAGCCACGCAAUCCAGUCCUUCUGACCCUUCUGACCCAGCUGCGCAAAAUGGCUUGUCUGACCCAGCCACACAGUCUGUUUCUUCUGACCCAGCCGCGCAAUCCAGUCCUCUUGAUCCAGCUGCGCAAUCCGGUCCUUCUGACCCAGGUGUGCAAUCCGGUCCUUCUGACCCUUCUGACCCAGCAGCGCAAUCCGGUCCUUCUGACCCUUCUGACCCAGCUACGCAAUCCAGUACUUCUGACCCAGCCGCACAAUCUGGUCCUUCUGACCCUUCUGACCCAGUUGCGCAGUCCGGUCCUUCUGACCCUUCUGACCCACCCGUGCAAUCCGGUCCUUCUGACCCACCUGUGCAAUCCGGUCCUUCUGAUCCAUCUGACCCACCCGUGCAAUCCGGUCCUUCUGACCCAGCUGUGCAAUCCGGUCCUUCUGAUCCGUCUGACCCACCCGUGCAAUCCGGCUCUUCUGACCCUUCUGACCCACCCGUGCAAUCCGGCCCUUCUGGCCCUUCUGACCCUUCUGACCCACCCGUGCAAUCCGGCCCUUCUGACCCACCCGUGCAAUCCGGUCCUUCUAAUCCGUCUGACCCAGCCGUGCAAUCCGGUCCUUCUAAUCCGUCUGACCCACCUGUGCAAGCCGGUCCUUCUGAUCCAUCUGACCCACCCGUGCAAUCCGGUCCUUCUGAUCCAUCUGACCCAGCUGUGCAAUCCGGUCCUUCUGACCCUUCAGACCCAGCCGCGCAAUCCGGUCCUUCUGACCCUUCUGACCCAGCCGUGCAAUCCGGUCCUUCUGACCCAGCCACGCAAUCCAGUCCUUCUGACACAGCUGCACAACCCAGUCCUUCUACAGAGCCUUCCAAACAGAUUACAACUGGCAAAAAAAACAACAUUGGGUCACCAACUAAAUCACUCACCACGGCAGCACCUGAUUUUACAACUAUGAUUUCUAAGAGUCUUCAGACAAUGGAAAUACAAACAACCAUCGCUCUGGUCACAACAGCCCUGCCUCUGGACCCGCGUACACAUAAGGAAAAUACUGGGACUGGCACCUCUCAGCCUGUAUUCAAUCAUAAUUCCUUUGAUCUAAGCAGCAGCAGUAAGGGGAACGCCGUGCGUGAAGCCUGUAAGACGCUGGGUCAGAAGAUGAAAGGAAAUUGCACGGUGAUCGUGGAAAUUCACGACAAACGUUUAAUUGCAAAAGUUACAAUAGAUGCUGAUCAAAAGAUACAGCCAGAAAACUACAAACCUCCAGAACAGGUCAGUGGAUAUACAGACAAUAAUACUUUGCAGAAAGAAGAUGUGAGCAAGGACACGAUACCAGACAUGUUGAUCGCCAUCUUGGCUUCUUGUGGCGCUUUGGUGCUCAUUCUGUGCUGCUUUGCUGCGUACUGCACUUAUCAUCGCAGAUCCUACAGGAAGAACCAGCAGCAACACCUGACGGAAGAGCUGCAGACAGUGGAGAAUGGUUAUCAUGACAAUCCCACGCUGGAGGUGAUGGAGGUACAGCCGGAGAUGCAAGAGAAGAAACUGGCAUUGAACGGGGAGUUCAACGACAGCUGGAUCGUCCCCAUGGACAACCUGCUGAAAGAGGACAUACCUGAUGAAGAAGACACCCACUUGUAAUGGCACCGGAUGAGCUGUCAGGAGAGAGAAACCUGCUGCUCUCAUAACGGUGGAUGGUGAACGGACAGAAUGUAGAGAAAGCAGAGACUGACAUAAAGACUAUCAAACAUCAGUUGCUUUCAUUUGGUGCCUGGGUG